AAGAAUCAUCCAAAAAUCAUCCAAAAAUCAUCCAAAAAUCAUCCAGAAAUCAUCCAGAAAUCAAAAUUGUCGCUCAAUUUGUCGUUUUUGACACAACGAUGCCUCUUUUUUUUUUUUUUUUUUUUUUUUUUUUUACUGGCAUCCAAAAAUCAUCCAAAAAUCAUCCAAAAAUCAAAGUUGUCGCUCAAUUUGUCGUUUUUGACACAACGAUGCCUCUUUUUUUUUUUUUUUUUUUUUUUUUUUGCUGGCAUCCAAAAAUCAUCCAAAAAUCAAAGUUGUCUCAUAAAUCCAUUUACAUUUGUCGCAAAACAGUUACACACAUGCGUGUACUAGAAAUCAUCUGCGUGCACCAUGAAAACGGUUGGCGUGUGCCAGAAAACCAUUUGGCGUGUAUUAAAAAACCAUUUGGCGUGAGGUAGAAAAAUGAUUCACGUGUGCCACAAUUCAUUUGCACGUCAACUUUUUUUAUUUGCACGUUAAAAAAAUCCUGCCACCCGCCAAGCGAACGGAAAAAACCAGUAUUGAAUAAAGUGUACACACCUAACUCUAUAUUGACUCUUUUAGGAAGAACUUUUUUGUUUUGGAACACCGCUUACACCUUCAUUGGGCAAC
This is a messenger RNA of Halteromyces radiatus, 612 nucleotides long. RefSeq lists its product as uncharacterized. The record is from RefSeq and is a predicted model, not a curated record. The transcript has a single exon. NCBI's taxonomy places the organism in Eukaryota, Fungi, Mucoromycota, Mucoromycetes, Mucorales, Cunninghamellaceae. The coding region runs from base 99 to 419 and encodes 106 amino acids.